Molecule: messenger RNA, 3057 nt
Organism: Fusarium venenatum
Lineage: Eukaryota; Fungi; Ascomycota; Sordariomycetes; Hypocreales; Nectriaceae
Source: RefSeq, a predicted model, not a curated record
AUGGCACCCCCAAGCCCCCCCAAGAAUCCUGUUCGCCGUCCUCCCGGUCGGUCUCUAACUCGAGAUACGUCCCAAUCCUCUGUUGCACCUCAGAGUGUAGCAUACCAGCCUUGUCCUCCAUCCGCUUUUACACUCCCUGACGCACCUCAGCGUCCUACAGAGCCUCAGAGUGUACAACAGCCUCACCCUACCACUGAUUUCCAGUCCUUCGCUACCGGCGAAUUUUCCUUUGGUGAUUACUACUCAUUCGACACUGCAUUUGACUACACGGGCGAUCUUGAGAGCGCAAACCUAGAUCUUACCCAGCCUUUCCCUGCUUUAGGCUUUCCCUCUACAGUUCAUCCUGCAGUUGACACUACACCUAUUGAUCCCCAGCUAUCUUCGGGUGGCCACCAAACCUCAAUUUCAACUCAGAUUACACCUGCUCAAACCCAGGCCAGUCCUACAACCAACCCCGCGAUCUCUUCUACAUCGCAGGUCCCUGCCCAAGAGCAAUCUCAGCCCACAGUUGAAGAGCGAGUCUUGACUCUGCCUUCUACCACUGCUCAGACCCCAAGCCAAGCUGCUCCUCCAGCUGAGUCUACUUCCGUGCCUACUUCUGUACCCGAGGGUCCCUCGGAGCAACCUCCUCCAGCGACUGGCAAGCGUGUGCAGAAGGCACAGCCAAAGAAGUCUCGCAAGAGAAACGUCGAUCAAGUUGACGUUCAGUCUUCUGCUGGACCUGCUGUCAAAAAGAGAGCCACUGACAAGUCCAAAGAGGCGUCUAAAGAUCAGGCCCAGGAGCAACCUAAGGGACAGACAAAGAAUCCGCUCAAGAGAAAAGCCGAUCAAGUCGACGGUCAAUCUGCCACAGGACCAGCUGCCAAAAAUAAAGCUGCUGGAACGCCAGAGAAGCAGUCAGUGGAACAGACCUUGGCAGCUCUUUCGGACGCCCAAGUCCCUCAAGUUAUCAGCAGGUUGAAGCAGAACAGACAGAGCCGACGGUCGCGGUGGACACAGGCCGUUGCCGAUACGGUGGAACACAAUCAAGCAGAGGCAGAAGCACUGAUAGACAACUUCAAACCAAUCGAGCCUCAACCAGCUACCCCAGUUGUUGACCUGACUGGCGAGGGUCCCGCUGAAAAUCAACUUGCCGAAAAGCAACCCGCUAGAGAUCAAUCUACCGGAGAGCAAUCUGCCAUGGAUCGACCUACCAUGGACCAACCUACCAUGGACCAACCUACCAUGAACCAACCUACCAUGAACCAACCUCAAAACAUACCUGCCCAGAUCCAAGAUCCUGCUAUCAGACCUCCAGGCUACUAUGCUGACAAGGACGUUCGACGUAAGAUCAAGGUUGGCGGCGUUACUCUUUCACGCGCGGGCUUAGGACUUCCCCAUUUCCUUAAUAGAGAUCAGAUUCAUUGUCGAAUUUCUUUCAUCGACGAAGAAAUUCAGAAUCAGAAAGGCAAAGCCCCUAUUUUGCCCCCAUCCGAGCUUGCUCAACCUGAUCCAAAGCCUUUCACCCCAAAGGCGUAUAAUGUACCUGUCAGCAUCAAGGAUCCUCGUGUUCGCCACUUUUUCGACAAGAAAAAUCAUGACCUCUGCACCAAGAACAAGAAAAUUGAUCUCGAUAGGAAUAAUCAAGCGGCUAAGGGCACGCGGUCCCGUCGUGAAGAGGCUCUUGACAAGCAUCGCGAACUUGCUAACGAGAUGGCUAUUGAAUUGAACUGGUGGCGUAUCAAGGCCAUUUCUCUCGGAGCCCACUUCAGAGAAUGGGACCAUGUCCCCGAAACUGUCAAGAGAAACAUGGCAAAAGAGAUGACAGAGAGAGUGGAGAAGCUGGAAGCAGCCGCCGCAAAGGAGGCAAAGAAGCAAAGAUCGACCAUUCACUCCGCUCGAACCAAGGAGAACGCACGACUGUCAAAGGAGGAUGAAGCCCGAAAGAAGAAGGAGAUCUUGGAAGUCGCUGCCGCUUAUGCUGCUGGAGACCAUGCUCUGAUCGAGAAAAUGGCUGAUCCGAACUACCAAGCACUGCUCCCCAAAUCUUCAUCUGCCGCCGCGGGCCGCAACACUACUGCCAACGGUCAGAACUCUAACCGCAAGAAGAGAGCCACUGUUGCUGAUCAAGACACCGAGACCAGCACCGCCGCCGAUGUAACUGCGGCUGUUACUACUGAAGACGUUGCAGAGACUACCAACAAUACUGGUCUUACCAAUACCAUUGCUCCUGACACCAUGGCUUCCGAUACCAUGGACUUUGGCAGUAUGGAAUUUGGUAGCAUGGAGUUUGACAACAUACCCCCUGCCGAUAACGCAACCUCUUACAGCAUGCCUUCUGGUGACAUGCCUCCUGGCUCUAUCUCUCCUUACGCCAUGCCUCCUGGCAACACAAUUCGCUUUGACAACGGUGCUCAUGUCAACACCAGCAUUGCUCCUGCUCAGUUCAACAUGACUUCUGCGCCAAUUUACGGCGGUCCCAGCGUUGAGAUCCAGACCUACCCUAACACCCAGAACAAUGCUUUCGGAAACGCCCAGACUCAGCAACAGCAGUCUUCGGACUUUCCUCAGGGAACCAACAACGGCCAUGAACUUAGACGACAACCUUCUAAUGUCACGAUGUUUGAUGCUGAGCAUGAGGCGAUGCAGCCACUAGACCCUAACAUGGGGACCAUGAUGGACGAAACCUCCCCCUAUUGGGAGGUGACAAACGCUCCCAGCUCUAGCACACUUACUUCAAACGUGGAUAGCUUUCAAGGUCCCAUGGGAGAUGUCAGCACCCUCCCACCUAACACGAUGAGCCACAGCGUACAUGGUCCUACGGGAAGUCCUCAUAUGCUCCUACCUAAUAUCUGCCAGAACUCGGACAAUCUUGCGAACGGCGUGUCUUGGUACAGUGAACCCGAAGCUCUUGUCAAUGCAUUCCUUCCCAGCCUUCAGAAGGACCAGGACCAGAAAGAGUCUACUACCAACGACAAGGGGAGCACCGAUCAAGUUGGCGCCAAUGCCAACACCUCCGCAUACCCUGAUCCUGCCGAGGAAAGCUACAUGUCUCGAUACCUCAACCUGUCCCCAUAA